This is a messenger RNA of Gambusia affinis (western mosquitofish), 2359 nucleotides long. Its product is annotated as extracellular calcium-sensing receptor-like. Gene Ontology annotation, cellular component: membrane. NCBI's taxonomy places the organism in Eukaryota, Metazoa, Chordata, Actinopteri, Cyprinodontiformes, Poeciliidae. Gene Ontology annotation, molecular function: G protein-coupled receptor activity. The transcript is spliced from 7 exons. The record is from RefSeq and is a predicted model, not a curated record. Gene Ontology annotation, biological process: G protein-coupled receptor signaling pathway.
CUUCAGCGGUUUGGGUCUGCAAUUCUCUCGCACAAUGGUCUUUGCUAUUGAGGAGAUCAACAACAGCACCGAGCUGCUGCCAGGCGUCAGACUUGGAUAUCAGAUAUUUGACACUUGCGCCUCUGUGCCUGUUGCCGUGCAUGCUGCAUUUCAGCUUUCUAACGGCCAGGAUCCCGUGUUUUACCAAGGUAGCAACUGUUCAAAGUCUGGACAGGUGGUGGCUGCUGUUGGAGACUCUGGAUCCACAUCCUCUAUCAGUGUCUCACGAAGCUUUGGGUCCUUUAAAAUCCCUCUGGUAAGCUACUUUUCCACUUGUGCCUGCCUGUCUGAUAAACAUGAGUACCCAACAUUUUUCAGAACAAUUCCCAGUGAUUAUUACCAAGCUGCUGCACUGGCCAAACUGGUGAAACACUUUGGCUGGACUUGGAUCGGAGCCAUCCAUUCGGACUCAGAUUAUGGAAAUAAUGGCAUGGCUUCUUUCCUUGACACAGCACUCAAAGAGGGGAUCUGUGUGGAGUACAUUGAAUCUUUCUAUCGAACUGACCCACAGAAAAAGAUCAGAAAAGUAGCUGAUGCCAUCCGCAGAUCAACAGCCAAAGUAGUUUUGGCAUUUGCAGGUGGUGGGGAUAUGAAGGUCCUCCUAGAUGAGCUGAGCAGAGAACCAACUCCACAUCGGCAGUUGAUUGGAAGUGAAGCAUGGAUAAGUGACCCACUUUUGAUGAGUUUCAGUUUCUGUGCAGGAGCUUUUGGAGUUGCCAUUCAGCAAUCUGUCAUUCCAGGGCUGAGAGAUUUCCUCCUGGAUCUCUCUCCCUCUGAAGUGGCAGCUUCCUCAGUGCUGACUGAGUUCUGGGAGGAUGCAUUCAACUGCAGCCUGACAGAAGCUGCUGAUCCACAUAAGGGAAAAUGUGAUGGAACGGAAGAUAUUAAAGCUCUUAAAAGUCCGUAUACUGAAACAUCUCAGUUAAGAGUUUCUAACAUGGUGUACAAGGCUGUGUAUGCAGUAGCGCAUGCCAUUCACAAUGCAGUGUGUCAGGAAACAAACGGACCCACUCAGUGUGACAAACACAAGCGUCUAGAGCCUGAACAAGUUUUCACUGAACUAAAGAAAGUCAACUUUUCCCAAAAUGGCUACCAUGUCUCAUUUGAUGCUAAUGGAGAUCCUGUGGCUUUUUAUGAGCUGGUAAACUGGCAGAAAAGUAAGAGUGGAGUUAUUGAACUGGUAACAGUGGGAUAUUAUGAUGCUUCACUGCCAAGAGGCCAGGAGUUUCUCAUUAACAGGAAUAUUACCUGGAUGGAUGGUUACAAACAAGUUCCAGUGUCAGUUUGCUCAGAGAGUUGUCCUCCAGGAACUCGCAAAGUGUUGCAGAAAGGAAAACCAAUCUGCUGCUAUGACUGUAUACCAUGUCCUGAAGGAGAGAUCAGCAACAUGACAGAUUCCCCUGAUUGCUUCCCGUGUCCCAGAGAGUUCUGGCCAAAUCCAAAGAGAGAUGCCUGUUUCCACAAACCUGUGGAGUUUCUUUCCUUCGAUGAAGUUCUGUCAAUCAUCCUGACUGUAGUGUCAAUCAGUGGAGCCUUUCUGGCCAUUAUUACGGCAGUAAUUUUCUUCCAUCACAGAACAACUCCAAUUGUCAGAGCCAACAACUCUGAGCUGAGCUUCCUGCUGCUCUUCUCUCUGAGUUUCUUAUGUUCAUUAACUUUCAUUGGAGCCCCCUCUGAGUGGUCCUGCAUGCUGCGACACACAGCUUUUGGCAUCACAUUUGUUCUCUGUAUCUCCUGUGUUCUUGGCAAAACUAUAGUGGUUCUAAUGGCCUUUAAAGCUACACUUCCUGGUAGUAAUGCUAUGAAAUGGUUUGGUCCUCCACAGCAAAGAAUGACUGUAGUAUCUUUUACAUUUAUUCAGGUUAUAAUAUGUAUCAUUUGGUUGGUUGUGAGUCCUCCCUUCCCAGUGAAAAAUCUGACUACCUACCAGGAGAAGAUCAUCCUGGAAUGUGCGUUAGGCUCUGCUGUUGGUUUCUGGGCUGUGCUCGGCUACAUCGGCCUGCUGGCUGUGUUUUGCUUUGUGUUAGCUGUUCUAGCUCGGAAACUACCUGAUAAUUUCAACGAAGCCAAGAUGAUAACCUUCAGCAUGUUGAUAUUCUGUGCAGUCUGGAUCACCUUCAUCCCAGCUUAUGUCAGCUCUCCUGGGAAAUUUACUGUGGCUGUGGAGAUAUUUGCUAUUCUGGCCUCCAGUUUUGGACUGAUACUGUGUAUAUUUGCUCCAAAGUGUUUCAUCAUUUUGUUUCAACCAGAAAAGAACACCAAAAAAUAUUUAAUGAACAAAACCUAAGUUAAACCCCAGAGAAGACUGAAAUUAAUGUGA